Pomacea canaliculata is the source of this 1015-nucleotide messenger RNA. RefSeq names its product calcium load-activated calcium channel-like. NCBI's taxonomy places the organism in Eukaryota, Metazoa, Mollusca, Gastropoda, Architaenioglossa, Ampullariidae. Gene Ontology annotation, cellular component: cytoplasm; endoplasmic reticulum membrane; endoplasmic reticulum. Gene Ontology annotation, biological process: endoplasmic reticulum calcium ion homeostasis. The transcript has 7 exons. Gene Ontology annotation, molecular function: calcium channel activity. Bases 68 to 643 code for a protein of 191 amino acids. The record is from RefSeq and is a predicted model, not a curated record.
AGAUCGGUGUAAAAUAAAGAUUGACACAGAAUCAGUUCAUCUUGUCUCAUCAUCUUGGUGUACAAUCAUGCUGGGCGAUUGUAUUCUGAUAGUUUUCAUAUCUAUUUGUACUGCUUUAAUAGGAGAAGGGUUGACAUGGCUACUAGUCUAUCGGACAGAAAAAUAUCAGAAGCUGAAAGCUGAAGUUGAAAAGCAAAGCAAAAAGUUGGAGAGGCAGAAGGAGGCUGGGUCAGAGGGCACCGACCGAAAUGCUAAGAAGAAGCUCGAGAGACAAGAAGAAAAACUAAAGAAUCAUAGCAGAGACCUUCUAUGGUUGGUUCUGAAUUCAGAUUCUUUUGUCAAGAUGAAGUCUAUGUUUGCCAUUGGCUUUGCAUUCACGGCCCUCCUGAGUAUGUUCAACACAAUAUUUGAUGGCCGUGUGGUGGCCACUUUGCCUUUUACUCCCAUUUCCCUGAUCCAAGGUAUUUCACAUCGCAACCUGCCAGGCGAGGACUAUACCCACUGUUCUUUCAUCUUCCUUUACAUUCUCUGUACUAUGUCCAUCAGACAGAAUAUUCAGAAAAUGUUGGGUUUGGCACCAUCAAGGGCAGCAAGCAAGCAAGGUGCUGGGUUCUUCACCCCUCCCUCACAGCUCACCAAGUAGCAGUAUGCCAUUCGACAUGCAACACUCUGUCUGUGCAGAAUAUCUUCAUGGAUGCCCAGUCAUGAUCCACACACUGCCUUUCUUGAUAGGGCAACAUUUCCGUCAUCUCUUGGCACUACUGACAAAAUGUGGUUUACUUAGAAACAUAUUCUCUGAGUGAAAGUAAAUACUGUCUUGAUAGUUUUUUUGUUCUUGGGUGUAAUUGCUUGUAUGCUUCAAGGUUCUUAAGGCCCAUAUUGUGCCUUAUUGUGGUUAGAUUUUUCCAAGAAUGGCUUUACAAGCCCUUAAAUUUGCAUCUCAUGUUUACAAAAUAUCACUUCAAGUCCAUUUUUAGUUAUUACACAUUUGUUUAUAUUAAAACUCAUUUUAAUA